GCCGCUCACCUGGGAAAAGAUCAUCGUGCUAGGCGAAGGGGGGCGAAGUAGAGAGAGGUCGUGCUACCGGCUCUGUGAAGGGGUUGGUUGGGAUGGACCUUGAGUCUAAAGGGUUGGUCUGAAGAAGGGAAACAGACUGCUCAGCUCCUGGAACUCCGGACAAAUAACUACCAGCUUUCAGAUGAACUACGGAAGAAUGGUGUUGAACUCACCAGUCUUCGACAGAAGGUUGCCUACCUGGAUAAGGAGUUCAACAAAGCUCAGAAGGCACUGAGCAAGAGCAAGAAAGCUCAGGAAGUCGAGGGACUGCUGAGUGAAAAUGAGAUGCUGCAGGCAAAGCUGCACAGCCAGGAGGAAGACUUCCGUUUGCAGAACAGCACGCUUAUGGCUGAGUUCAGCAAGUUGUGUAGCCAGAUGGAACAUCUGGAGCAAGAGAACCAGCAGCUGAAGGAUGGCGCUGCUGGGGCAGGGGCUGCCCAAGCUGGGGGCCUCGUGGAUGGCGAACUGUUGAGACUGCAGGCGGAGAACACAGCCUUGCAGAAGAAUGUGGCAGCCCUGCAGGAGCGCUAUGAGAAAGAAGCUGGAAAAUCCCCAACUGCCAAUGAGGGCCAAGGGGAUCCCCCAGGGGGCCCAGCACCCACUGUCCUGUCCCCCAUGCCUUUGGCAGAAGUGGAACUGAAAUGGGAAAUGGAAAGGGAAGAAAAGAGGUUGCUUUGGGAACAACUACAAGGCUUGGAGAGCUUGAAGCAGGCUGAAACAUCCAGGCUGCAGGAAGAACUUGCUAAGCUCUCUGAAAAACUGAAAAAGAAACAAGAAAGUUUUUGCCGUCUGCAGACAGAAAAGGAGAUGCUGUUCAACGACAGCCGGAAUAAGAUUGAGGAGUUACAACAGCGGAAGGAAGCUGAUCUCAAAGCCCAGUUGGCUCAAACUCAGAAGCUACAGCAAGAACUUGAGGCUGCCAAUCAGAGCUUGGCAGAGCUGAGAGAUCAGUGUCAGGGGGAACGCCUGGAGCAUGCAGCAGCUCUACGAGCCCUACAAGAUAAGGUGUCCAUCCAGAGCGCAGAUGCACAGGAACACGUGGAAGGACUUUUAGCAGAGAACAGUGCCUUGAGGACUAGCCUGGCUGCCCUGGAGCAGAUCCAAACAGCAAAGACGCAAGAACUGAACAUGCUCCGGGAACAGAAUACUGGGAUGACAGCUGAGUUGCAGCAGCGGCAAACAGAGUAUGAGGACCUCAUGGGACAGAAAGAUGACCUCAACUCCCAGCUGCAGGAGUCAUUACGAGCCAAUAGUCGGCUGCUGGAACAACUUCAAGAAGUCGGGCAGGAGAAGGAGCAGUUGACUCAGGAGCUACAGGAGGCUCGGAAGAGUGCUGAGAAGCGGAAAGCCAUGCUGGAUGAGCUAGCAAUGGAGACACUGCAGGAGAAGUCCCAGCACAAGGAAGAGCUGGGAGCGGUCCGACUACGGCAUGAGAAGGAGGUACUGGGAGUGCGCGCCCGCUAUGAGCGUGAGCUCCGAGAGCUGCAUGAACACAAGAAACGUCAGGAGGAGGAGCUCCGUGGGCAGAUCCGCGAAGAGAAGGCCCGAGCUCGGGAGCUGGAGAAUCUCCAGCAGACAGUGGAGGAACUUCAAGCUCAAGUACACUCUAUGGAUGGAGCCAAAGGCUGGUAUGAACGGCGCUUGAAGGAAGCAGAAGAAUCUCUACAGCAGCAGCAGCAAGAACAAGAGGGAGCCCUCAAACAGUGUCGGGAGCAGCAUGCCAGUGAGCUGAAGAGCAAGGAGGAGGAGUUACUGGGUCUGCAGGGUCAGCUCCAGCAGGCCCAGGAGGAGCGGGACAGCCACCUGGAAACCAUCAGCAACCUGAAGCAGGAGGUGAAGGAUACCAUGGAUGGACAGCGAAUCUUGGAGAAGAAGGGCAGUGCUGUGCUCAAGGACCUCAAGAGGCAGCUGCACCUGGAGCGGAAACGGGCGGAUAAGCUGCAGGAGCGGCUGCAGGACAUCCUCACUAAUAGCAAGAGCCGCUCUGGCCUUGAGGAGCUGGUUCUCUCAGAGAUGAACUCACCAAGCCGGACCCAGACUGGGGACAGCAGUAGCAUCUCCUCCUUCAGCUAUCGGGAGAUCUUGCGGGAAAAGGAGAGUUCAACUGUUCCAGCCAGGUCCUUGUCCAGCAGCCCUCAGGCCCAGCCCCCAAGGCCCGCAGAGCUGUCAGAUGAGGAAGUGGCUGAGCUCUUUCAACGCCUGGCUGAGAUGCAGCAGGAGAAGUGGAUGCUGGAGGAGAAGGUGAAGCACCUGGAGGUGAGCAGUGCCUCCAUGGCAGAAGACCUCUGCCGGAAGAGCGCCAUCAUUGAGACCUAUGUCAUGGACAGCCGGAUAGAUGUGUCUGUGGCAGCAGGCCACACAGACCGCAGCGGGCUGGGCAGUGUCCUGAGAGACCUAGUGAAGCCAGGUGAUGAGAACCUUCGGGAGAUGAACAAGAAGCUGCAGAACAUGCUAGAGGAGCAGCUCACCAAGAAUAUGCACUUGCACAAGGACAUCGAAGUUCUGUCCCAGGAAAUUGUGCGGCUCAGCAAGGAGUGUGUCGGGUCCCCUGGCCCAGACCUACAACCUGGAGGAGCCAGCUAAAGACCUGCAGGCUGCACCCACUCCCUCCCCUCCCCACCCCUGCCAGGACACCAUUCCCUUGAGCUUUGGUGGGAAAAUGGGGUGGGGGGGUGCGUGGGGGGCUAAUGCCAAAAUCCAAUAGGGUGGGAAACUGGACAUUAAAGGGGUUGGAGGCCUGAUGGCUGGUGUUAAUGACCCUGUCUUAGGGUUGAGACCCAGGGGGAGUGGGGAUCCUGUGGGGAGGGGCAGGGAUUUCUCUUCCUUCUUGACCCUGGUUCCCAGGGAUCUUUGCCUUCAUCUCUGCAUGAGCUCACUCUCCCAGAGACCAACUCUUUUUUAUUUUAUUUUAUUUUUUAAUUUAUGUCUGGAAGCCUGGCUACUCUGCAUUUGGGAUUGGGGAUGUUGGGUGGGGCGUGGUCCAUGUUUAGCAUUCUAGCAACAUGUAUGUAUGUGUGUGUGUGUGUGUGUGUGUGUGUGCACACGUGCGCAUGUGUAUAAAGGCUGUGCAGCCAAAAUACCAUCUGGCCAGAUGGGCCCACCCCACUGACUGUCUGCUCUCAUUCUUUCCAACCAUGAGGGAAAGGAUGGGGAGGGUGGGGAGGUCACAUCAUUGGAAUGGGGAAGGAUGUCUCUUAUGAGAAGGGUGGUAUCUGGCUACAACUUCACUCUCCUUCCCCCACCCUCACCUAGCCUGUCUCCAGCUACUGUUUGUUGAUCAACCCUUCACACUGAGUGGAGUAGAAAUAGUUGCAAACAUAUAUAUGCGUAUGGACAUGUAUGGGGUGUGGGUGUAGAGGAGUGGCCAGAUGGGAGGAUGGACUGAUGGAUAAAGAAGUGGAAGUUUGGCAUGGAUUGAUGAUGAAUGGGUCGGGAAAUAAUGGACAGAUGGAUGGACGGAGAGGUGUUUAGGUGAAUAAAUAGAUUGGUAAGUGGAUAGAGGUUGGAUAAGUGAGGAUGUACGUGGACAGAUGGAUGACUGGGGAAAGAAUGGAUGGAUGAGUAAAUGAAGAGUGGAGCAGGUAAAUGAUGAGCAGGGUUUUGGAUGGACAGAUGGGUGGAGGGGGAUAGAUAUGGAUACUUUGGUGAAGAGGAAGGUAGAUGGGGUGAAUACAAAUGGUUGAGUGAGUGGGUGGAUUAAUGACAAAAUGGACAGAUGGAUGGGUAGAAGAACAGGUAGAGUAAUUGGUUGAGGGAGAAUGGAUGGAUAGGUGGGUGGUGGGAUGGAGAAAUAGACAAAUCAGGAAUGUGCUGAGUGCACAGAUGGAGGAUUGUAUGGGUGGGUAAAUCAAAGGGCUAAAACUGGCCCUGCAUUACUGCUGCCCCCUCACAACACACCUUUAAUUACCUAAGAUGAGUCCUCUGUGCACUAUUCCCUGUGCCACUCCCUUUCACAUCACUCCAUUAAAUGCUUUCAAUGACACUA
This is a messenger RNA of Manis javanica (Malayan pangolin), 4024 nucleotides long. It is a transcript of the gene GRIPAP1, whose product is annotated as GRIP1 associated protein 1. Lineage: Eukaryota; Metazoa; Chordata; Mammalia; Pholidota; Manidae. Gene Ontology annotation, cellular component: extrinsic component of postsynaptic early endosome membrane; postsynaptic recycling endosome; glutamatergic synapse. The record is from RefSeq and is a predicted model, not a curated record. Gene Ontology annotation, biological process: regulation of neurotransmitter receptor transport, endosome to postsynaptic membrane; regulation of modification of synaptic structure; neurotransmitter receptor transport, endosome to postsynaptic membrane.